Closterium sp. NIES-65 is the source of this 1077-nucleotide messenger RNA. The record is from the annotation of a GenBank genome assembly. NCBI's taxonomy places the organism in Eukaryota, Viridiplantae, Streptophyta, Zygnematophyceae, Desmidiales, Closteriaceae.
AUGCAUGGGAAUGACGAGGGGGAGUGUGAGUAUGAAUAUGAGGAGGAGGAGGAGGAGGAGGAGGAGGAGGAGGAGGAGGAGGAGGAGGAGGAGGAGGAGGAGGAGGAGGAGGAGGAGGAGGAGGAGGAGGAGGAGGAGGAAGAGGAUGAGGAAGAGGAGGAAGAAGAAGAGAAAGAGGAGGAGGAAGAGGAGGAAGAAGAAGAGAAAGAGGAGGAGGAAGAGGAAGAGGAGGAGGAGGGAGGGAGAAGGGAGGACAACCGGGAGAAGGAGGCAGGUGCGAGGGGAGAACAGGGAGGAGGCAGGGCUGUGGGGCGGAGAGGGGGGCACGAGGCCGGGGUUUUACGGCAGGGUGGCAGCAGCAGAGGCAGAGCGCAUGGGGGCAGGGCUGCGUUGGGGGAGGAGCGAGAUUGGAAUGGGCGUGCUGAUGUGCGUGCUGAUGAUGAUACUCAUGGCGUCACGAACCGAUGCCUUGGCGUAGGCAGGGAGGGCAUGGAGGGGAGGGAGGGCAGUGAGCGCAUGGAGAGGAGGGAGAGGAGGGAGGGUAGGGAGGGCAGAGAGGGCAGGGAGGGCAGAGAGGGCAGGGAGGGCAGGGAGGGCAGAGAGGGAAGGGAGGGAAGGGAGGGAAGGGAGAGAAGGGAGGGAAGGGAAGGCACUGAGGGCAGGGAGGGUGAAAUGGACAUGGGGGGCAUGGAGGUGGAUGUGGGGGAGCUGCUGCUGUGGCUGCAUGCCAAUGGCGCUACUCCUGACCCACACACAUGGCCCUACAAGAUUGCUGCACUCACACUUGACCAACCGUCUAUGGAUCUGCUCUACUCUCUGCAUUGCACAUUGCAAAUCUCCUCCCUUUUCCUGCGUCUUCUCUCCCCUCUCCCACACCCUGUCUACUGCACUCGCAACCCACCUCUUUUGUUUUGUUCCCGUGUCUUUGGGGCGGCAUGGCGUGGGGUGGUGUGGCAUGGCAUGUGGCAUGGCAUGGCGUGGCAUGGCAUGGCACAUCACACCUUAUCAGGUGGUGGUGUGUCCGCUGCUGCAUCUGCCCCCCGGAUCCAGACAUGCUGGUCCCAGAGGCAGGCCUGA